Molecule: messenger RNA, 1362 nt
Organism: Daldinia vernicosa
Lineage: Eukaryota; Fungi; Ascomycota; Sordariomycetes; Xylariales; Hypoxylaceae
Product: glutathione S-transferase
Exons: 6
Coding region: 178-969 (263 amino acids)
Source: RefSeq, a predicted model, not a curated record
UGCCGUAUGAAUAUUAUUAAUCCGGCGUAUAUAUAUACAAUAUAUAUGUAUUUUUAGUACGUCAUUGUGACCUUGAUUGCUAAUCGGCUUUACUAUCUUGACUCGAUAUAAAUAACGUUGUUCUUCCUUUGCCUGUCUUGGCAUUGAUCAUACGUAGACUAGUAAACCCGGGGUCGGAUGACAACAAGAUUGAAACAAAUUGCAACACAUCUUUGCCACAAUAUGUCUGACAUCCAUCUAUACACCGCUCAAACACCUAACGGUGUUAAGGUAUCAAUCCUGUUGGAGGAGUUAGGGCUAUCUUACAAGGUCACCAAGAUCGAUAUUAGCUCGAAUGUCCAGAAGGAGCCCUGGUUCCUGGAGAUUAAUCCAAAUGGCCGUAUCCCAGCACUCACGGACACUUUCACCGAUGGCAAGCCUAUCAGGUUAUUUGAAAGUGGCUCUAUCAUGCAAUAUCUAACCGAUAGAUACGAUACGGAACAUAAGGUCUCGUAUCCAAAGGGAUCUAGAGAGUACUAUGAAGUGAAUAACUGGCUCAUGUGGCAAAUGGGAGGCCUUGGUCCAAUGCAAGGACAACUGAACCACUUCAACCGCUAUGCCCCGGAGAAAAUUGAAUACGGCAUCAACCGGUACAAGAACGAAACCCGCCGCCUCUAUCGGACACUCGAGACACAGCUGAAAUCGUCAACGUCCGGCUACUUGGUUGGUGACCGAUGCACGAGCGCGGACAUCUCGUGCUGGGGAUGGGUCGCAGCAGCAAAAUGGGCUGGGAUUGACAUGACUGAGUUUCCGGUAUUGCAAGAAUGGGUGGAGCGGAUGCUAAAGCGUCCAGGUGUCGAAAAGGGUCGCCAUGUGCCAUCUCAGCAUGUCUAUGAACAGCACAAGGCCAUCUCCAACGAGGAAAUGGAAAAACAGGCCGCUCCGUUGAGAGACUGGGUCCAGUCAUCAAUGAAGGAGGAAGCAAAGUAGCGGCUUACCUGAAUCUACAAGCUUGCUGCAUAAAGAGUGGCUAAGGGGAGUGUCCUUGAACUAUUUCGAUAGAUACUGUCAAUCUGAUAAAAAAAAAAAAAAGAAUAGUGGAUAUUACUACCUACGAUGGAUUGGUGUGAAGAUAGUUAUACCCAAAAUUUCUAAGUCCAAAAUUAUAUCAGUCCAUUUUGUAGCGCUUAAUACGAAAUAUGCGGAAGUUUGACUCUGUUUUCGGCACCGAAAGUAGAUGUUGGUUUAAGGCACAUGAUUAUACUUUAUAAAAAAUCAGCAUGUCAAAUAAAAUGAACCUUUUGAGUAGAAUGUCGUGUAAAGUACGCUCUUAGGGCGUCGUAAAUGCGUUAACGGUAGGACGUUACCGAAUAAAAGGGGUAA